Messenger RNA from Gordionus sp. m RMFG-2023, 1909 nucleotides. RefSeq lists its product as uncharacterized. Gene Ontology annotation, biological process: cell-cell adhesion. The record is from RefSeq and is a predicted model, not a curated record. The coding region runs from base 42 to 1772 and encodes 576 amino acids. Gene Ontology annotation, molecular function: cell adhesion molecule binding. Gene Ontology annotation, cellular component: cell-cell junction; plasma membrane. The transcript is spliced from 10 exons. Lineage: Eukaryota; Metazoa; Nematomorpha; Gordioida; Chordodea; Parachordodidae.
UCUGAAUUUGCUACGAAAAUAAAUUUUUUCGAAUAUGAUUUAUGAUUUGUUUAUUAAAAGCUUUCAUAUUAUGUUUAAACAUUGAAUUCUUUAUAACUCUUGAAGAUUCAAAAUUUUGUAUAUAUCGUUGUAAAUUUUCAAAAACAUGCUAUUCAGUUUCACAGAAAUGUGAUGAAAUUGUUGAUUGCUGUACACCAGAAUCAAAGGACGAUCAGACAGAUGAAUCGGAUUGCGGAACCAUUCUGUCUCCUAAACCUCCAUCAAUAAUAGAAACGCUGGAAGGACGAAAUCUUCAGAUUACUUUCAAUAUACUCCAAAACUAUACAGGCCAAGAUUACCAGACUAUCUGGCUAAUUAACGACGUUUAUUUGAACACCAACGCAUUUUUAGACAACGUCUAUCAGGCCCAAUUAACCGAAGGCAAUCCCAAGAGCUACAUAUUUACUAUCUUCUCUCCCGAAAUCUCCAUGAAUAACAUGACGCUCACCUUCCAAAUCAUAGAUAGGAGACGGACUUACGAAAGCGUGUGCAACAGGAAAGCUAGUAUGAAGGGUUCCUUCGAUAUGAAACUACUCGUUAGAAAACGACCCGAUAAGCCCGUAAUUUCUUUACAAAAUAGGCCAGAUCCCGCUAUAGGUAACAAUUUUAUAUUAACGUGUACGAGUAGAGAAGGCUAUGUCAGACCCACCAUAUCAUGGGUCAAGACUUUUAACGAUAUAACCUCAGAAUCAAGUCAGCCCAUGAUAGCGGACAUUCUGGAUGACAAAAAAGUAAGCAGUUCCAUGCAAAUCAAUUCGCCUCAAAAGUAUGCCGGUACUGCGCUAUAUUGUAAAACGAAUUAUGUAUACCUCAACGAAAGUAUGUCCGAUCAAAACGAGCCCAUCAUUUUGAAUCCCCCCAAGAUUCAAUACAUUUCGGCUGAGGGAGAGCUAAUCGUCAAAUUCGGCUCCGCUCUAAAUCUAACCUGUAGUGCUUCCGGCUUUCCGCCUCCGUUUUAUAAAUGGGCCUAUUCUAGCUCCCCAAUUGUUUCCACUACUUCUCCAAAAUCCUCCCAACCGAAAAAGGCUGGUUCUUCGAUAGGAAACAUAUUCAGCUUUCUGUCGCCACUGGCAGGAGGCAAAAAUAAACUAACGUACAUCAAGAAGGAAUACGUUUCAUUCCCGGACGUUUCCACCAAACAUAGCGGGUACUAUCAAUGCAUCGUGUACAACGAGUUGGGAGAAUCGGUUUCACCUGUUAUUUUGGUGUCUGUGCCAGAUCCGUCAUUGGGUUUCCUAUCAACUUAUUUCACCACUAAGGAAUCACUUAUCGGAUUUGUUAUGGGGAUAAUUAUUUUUAUCAUAAUCGUUGGCUUGAUUAUGUUUUUUGUGUAUGGGAAAGUUGCACGCAUAGUAGAGACUCGAAACAAAUUGCUGAUGGAACAAGCCGCGGAAGCAAAGCGUAAAGCCGACGAGGGUAAGAAGGGUAAGAGAAAAGGUGCCAACGACCCGCAAACUCCUAUUAUUGUAGGGGGUAGAAAAAUUUUAAAGGGGCCUCCCGCUUUGACCGACGCCGAACAACCGUUUAUAUCUGCCAUGGAUCAACCUGUCGUAUUUCCCACCGAAGACGAUAUGGACUUAGGUGGAAUGACUAAGUUUGAUGACGCAAAUUUCGUUCCCCCUGCCUUUUCCCGGGGAGCUCCUAUUGUUAAUAGGGCUGAUGGCGAAUAUAUCCCACAGUUUGAAUACCCAGAUGACGACGACGCACUUAUGAUGAAUAUGCUAAAGAAAUGAGUAUCUUGCCUCUUACCUUUAACUUUAAAUGAACACGAUGAGCUUUAUCACAUUAGGCAUAUUUAUUUGUACAAUAUUUAUUAACGUAAAACAUUGUCUUUGAUUGCAACAUUUUAAGAAAAAAUUUAUCAUAAAAU